AUGUUGGCCUUGUCAAUCAAUACUGACCUUCCUACCAUGGAUAGGUAUUCUUCAGAGCCAGACCCCCUCGAAGAAAUCAGCGACAUCAUGGCGACCGCCGCCCCUCCUCGUAACAAGAUGCUGGGCCAGGUUCAGGCCGACUCAGCAGAGAGCAGCCGUGGCCCCUCUCCCCAGCCAACACAUUUCAGCUUGCCCAUGGCUUCUCGCUCAAAUGGCAACGGCCACAGGGUUUUGAGGUCAGCAACAGUUGGCUACAUUGCGCCGACUUUUGUUGGCAAGCAAGAGCAGAUGGAGCAGGUCAAGGAGCUCAUCAAGAGCAACGGAUGGAUCCCAGAAGCUCUGAUUGAGGAGCAAGUCACAUGGUUCUACGACGAGCUCGGCAUCGACGAUGUCUACUUCAAGAUUGAAGUUCCCGAGGUCAUUGCCAGCCAAAUCACAUCUCUGUACGCCGCCAAGGUGGCCGCUUUCGCCCGCGAGGACAAGCGCGAGGAGAUCAGACUUGACAUGGAGGCGCAUGAUCAUGCCAUUUACAUCGACACGAGCGAGCCCGGCAGGACGUCCAUUGCUGGACCCCGCUACGAACAGCGCCUCGAGGCCAAGUAUCUUGACCAUGUUGGCAAGACCAAGUUCCGUGUAGAGACCUUCCGCUCUCCUGGAGUUCUGGGCGCAUCACCAACCUCUAAGGCCACCCUGCGCUGCUACUUCGUCUACCAAUGUCUCUUCAAGCAGAGCCCUGAGACAACGGACCCUCACGAGACCCGUUUGGAGGUCAUUGCCGACAACGGUUUCUUGCAGAAGGCCACCAACAACACCAAGCAGAUCUACCAGGAGAUCAUUGAUCUCGCGGUCAAUAGAACUGGCCCCGUCAUUGAGGUCUUCGACAUUGAGGGCUCUCCUGAGAAGCGCUUGGUCAUUGCCUUCCGCUCUCGUACUGCCCGUGGCCUGUUCUCGGCUCUCAGUGACCUGUACCACUACUACGGCGUCACCAGCUCCAGAAAGUACGUGGAGCAAUUUGCCAACGGUAUCACGGUCAUGAGUAUCUACCUUCGUCCCGCUAUGAACAUCGAGGGUAACUUCCCAUCGUUGGACCAGUCGAUCCACCAGAUUACCAAGGAGAUCUCCCUGCUGUACUGUAUUCCCCAGAACAAGCUGCACUCUCUCUUCACUGCCGGUGAGCUGAGUCUGCAAGAGACCGUUUACGGCCACUGCGUCUGGGUUUUCAUUCAGCACUUCCUGAACCGUUUGGGUUCUGAGUACAUCUCCCUGUCAGAGAUCCUGGACCCUAAGAACCAGGCUCACACAGCACUUCUGUCCAAGCUGAAGCGCCGUCUGAGGACGGAGACUUUCACUCCCGACUACAUUCUGGAGAUCAUCCAAUCGUACCCGGGCCUUGUUCGCGCCCUCUACGCUUCUUUUGCCUCGGUGCAUCUUGCCGUCGGACCCGACUUUGACCGUCACUUCAUCGCCCCUACCCCGGCCAUUGAGGUCUUGUCCGAUGCCAAGCUCAAGGAGCGCAUCACUCGCGAUGUUUCCAACGAGCACGAGGAGAUGGUCAUGACCGCCUUCCGGGUCUUCAACAACGCCAUUCUCAAGACCAACUACUUCACUCCCACCAAGGUUGCCCUGAGUUUCCGCCUGGACCCCUCUUUCUUGCCUGAGAUCGAAUACCCCAAGCGCCUCUACGGCAUGUUCCUCGUCAUCGGCGCCGAGUCGCGCGGUUUUCACCUGCGCUUCAAGGAUAUUGCCCGCGGUGGUAUUCGCAUCGUCAAGUCUCGCAGCAAGGAGGCUUACGGCAUCAACGCCCGCAACCUGUUUGACGAGAACUACGGCCUGGCCAGCACCCAGCAGCGCAAGAACAAGGACAUUCCCGAAGGCGGUUCCAAGGGUGUCAUCCUUCUUGACCCCAAGAUGCAAGACCGCGCCGAGGAGGCCUUUGAGAAGUACAUUGACAGUAUCCUCGACCUUCUGCUCCCUGCCCAGACUCCCGGCAUCAAGAACCCGCUUGUGGACCUGUACGGCAAGGAGGAGAUCAUCUUCAUGGGACCCGAUGAGAACACGGCAGAGCUCGUCGACUGGGCUACUGAGCAUGCUCGCGCCCGCGGCGCACCCUGGUGGAAGUCAUUCUUCACUGGCAAGUCGCCCAAGUUGGGCGGUAUUCCCCACGACACUUACGGCAUGACGACCCUGUCUGUCCGUGAAUACGUCAACGGUAUCUACCGCAAGCUCAACCUCGAUCCCUCGACUGUGAAGAAGAUGCAGACCGGCGGUCCCGAUGGUGACUUGGGCAGCAACGAGAUCCUUCUCAGCACCGAGAAGUACACUUCCAUCGUUGACGGAUCUGGUGUUCUCGUUGACCCCAACGGACUUGACAAGCAAGAGCUUCUCCGUCUUGCCAAGUCAAGAUCCAUGAUUGUCAACUUCGACAUGUCCAAAUUGUCCAAGGAUGGAUACCGCGUGCUGGUUGAUGACAACAACAUCAACCUGCCCACUGGAGAGUUUGUCUCCAACGGCACAUCUUUCCGCAACACCUAUCACUUGCGCGAUACUGGUCUCACCGACUCCUUCGUUCCCUGCGGUGGUCGUCCCGAGUCCAUUGACUUGAUUUCGGUUAACAAGAUCAUCAAGGACGGCAAGUCGACCAUUCCCUACCUGGUUGAGGGCGCCAAUCUCUUCAUCACUCAGGAUGCCAAACUCCGCUUGGAAGAGGCCGGCUGUAUCCUGUACAAGGAUGCCAGUGCCAACAAGGGCGGUGUCACGUCUUCCUCCUUGGAGGUUCUUGCUUCGCUCUCGUUCGACGACGAGAACUUUGUCAAGCAUAUGUGCCACGACGCCAAGGGCCAGGCUCCUCAAUUCUACAAGGACUACGUCAAGUCUGUCCAGGCAAAGAUUCAGGAGAACGCCCGCCUUGAGUUCGAGGCCAUCUGGCGCGAACACGAGCAGACCGGUGUUGCCCGCAGCACCCUCUCCGACAACCUGUCCAACGCCAUCACCACCUUGGACGAGGAGCUCCAGCACUCCGAUCUCUGGAAGAACGAAGCCAUCCGUCGCUCGGUCCUCCAGGACGCCCUCCCCAACCUUCUUCUGGAGAAGAUUGGCCUCGACACUAUCAUCGAGCGCGUCCCCGACUCCUACUUGCGCGCCAUCUUCGGCAGCUACCUCGCCUCGAGGUUCGUCUACCAGUUUGGCAGCCAGCCUAGCCAGUUUGCUUUCUACGACUUCAUGGCCAAGCGUAUGGCGAGCGUCAAGCAGUAA
Molecule: messenger RNA, 3252 nt
Organism: Colletotrichum tamarilloi
Lineage: Eukaryota; Fungi; Ascomycota; Sordariomycetes; Glomerellales; Glomerellaceae
Product: NAD-specific glutamate dehydrogenase
Exons: 3
Coding region: 1-3252 (1083 amino acids)
Cellular component (GO): mitochondrion
Molecular function (GO): L-glutamate dehydrogenase (NAD+) activity
Source: RefSeq, a predicted model, not a curated record